Molecule: messenger RNA, 294 nt
Organism: Caenorhabditis elegans
Lineage: Eukaryota; Metazoa; Nematoda; Chromadorea; Rhabditida; Rhabditidae
Gene: C06G3.3
Exons: 2
Coding region: 7-201 (64 amino acids)
Source: RefSeq, marked reviewed
UCAACAAUGCCCAAUCCAUCUCCCGCAAUUCUAAUGCCAAAGUCUAUAUUAAAGAAACCUGAUCAAAGCCAACACGAGUCACCAUCAAAUUCUCCAGUUUCUCCAUCACCCCAAGAAGUUCCACGUGGCAAAAAAGAAUGGUGGCUUCCAUUUAAUAUACCAUUUCAUAAUGAGAUUUUUCGAAAAAAUUCAGGGUUCUGAAAUUUAAGAAACGACUACAUAUUGGUCUCAUCUACCAAUAUUUUACUUUUAUUUUCAUUUUUUUUUUUUGAAUAAAAAAUUUCUGCCCUCUCA